AGAGACAGAGGGAGGGAUAGAGGGUUGGAAGAGGAGAUCAAAUAAGAAGAGAAAGACAGCAGAAGUUUCAGAAAGAUGAGAGCAUGGAAGUGAGUGUGUUGGCAUGGUAAAGACUUACACACGUAAAGACGCAUAGAGAAGGCACAAUAUUAUUAGACCUAAUUGGCACAGAUUUGAAGGGAAAAAGCCCAAGCACUAUUUAUUUGAAACACUGGGGUGCUAAGAAGGUCCUAGGUGGAGGAAUAAAGGAGACAAGAGUUUGUGCGGAAGAUUGGUGAGAGGCAGCGGGAGUCAUCUGACAGUUGAGUGCAGUCACUUGUUGGUACACCUCUUGCUUUCCCAUGAGUGUCCUUAGCAGUGUGUGCAUGUGUGUGUGCAUUCUACGCUGGCUUUUGCUGGGUGUGUGUGUGAUGUGUCUGUGUGUAGUGUGUCAGAGGGACAGUUUGGUGGCUGGGCCACCCAACCGAAGGUGUGAGGGGGGCUGCAGUGCAACAGCAUCUCCCCCAAAAACACACCUCACACACAGGAAGGACACAGUGCCCAGAAAAACACAGGAGCCUCUCCAAAGAAACACACAGUCAUCUUCCAUGUCGGAACGUCUGAUGCAGCUACAGCGGUGUAUGAAACAACAUGAACCAGCCUCAGGAAAUCGAAGAGAUGGAUCCGAUUCCCUGGCAGCCAUUUUGGCUCUAAUGACGGCUGUGCUUACCGAGUGUGACCUGCACUGCCACAGUCAGAGACUUAGAGACAUGGCUGGCAGGCUAGAGAGUGCGGCAGUGGGGAAAAAUGGAGAAAAAGACUUGCUGCUAUUGAUGAAGAGCAUCACACAAUCUGGCUCACCACCAACACAAAGUGCUUUAACAGUGUCUCCCUCUGCAGGACUUUAUCCACAGAAUUGCUACGAGAUCUUUCAGUUUGGAAUAAAAGAGAAUGGAAUUUAUACCAUCCAACCAGACCCUCAAAAACCAGCACUGGAGGCUGCGUGUGAUAUGGAGUCUGCAGGAGGUGGGUGGACAGUGUUUCAGCGUCGAUUCGAUGGACAAGUGGACUUUAACCGGACCUGGCGGGAGUAUCGGGAUGGCUUUGGUUCUUCACAAAAGGAGCACUGGUUAGGGAAUGCAGUUCUACAUGCUCUUACAGCCAGAGGGCAACACACACUCCGCAUCACUCUCCAGGACUGGCAUCACCAGACCCGACAUGCCAUCUACAACAACUUUAAAGUGGCAGCAGAAAACCAGAGGUUUCGUCUGACUGCACAAAAUUACCAAGGAGAUGCCGGUAAUGCCCUCAGCUACAGUAAGCACUACAACCAUGAUGGCAGAGCUUUCAGCACAUAUGAUCACGAUCAUGAUCGCUAUGCAGCUGGUAACUGUGCUCAGUACUACGGUGCAGGCUGGUGGUUUGAUUCCUGUUUGGCUGCCAAUCUGAAUGGACGUUACUACCGUGGCCGCUACACUGGCAUCACAGAUGGCAUCUACUGGGGCACCUGGUACAUUCUCACUGACUCUCGAAGUGGGGAGAGAUACUCGUUUAAAAGUGUGGAGAUGAAAACACGACCCAGACAGCCUUAAAAUAAUCUUCUACAUAUACCCAUACAACAUACACAAAUUAUGCAAUGCUACUUUCAGUAUUUAUACUACACUAAAACUAUAGUGAAUGGUACCAUUUACAAUAUCAUAUUUAAAAUAGGGUCAGUGAUUUUUAAGUCAGUACACUUUAUGUUUAGCAAAGUUAUCCUCAUAUUCUGGCAGCUCAGGUCUCUGUGGCCUCCCAGGGUCUGUAAAUUGGAGAAGAAAAAAAUGGAUGUGGAUAACCAAAAUCCAACCAAUCAAGUCAAGGAGACUUCUAUAUUUGCCUGUAAAUUACAUUACUUGUUAAUUCAGCAAGCUUCAGGUAUUCUAGCCUAAGUAGCACGUGUGUGUUCUGGGUACGCAGCUUUGGCGAGAACACGGAAGGGAGAGACUAUUCCUGCUUGUAUUUUAAGUUUCAAAACAGCUAGCUUAAGGUACCUUCUGCUAAAAAUCACUGAAUGUAUAUGGCAAGACUUUUUAUAGCCAAUUGUAUGCGAAUAUGUUUGUGAAAAUAAAC
Pangasianodon hypophthalmus (striped catfish) is the source of this 2088-nucleotide messenger RNA. Its product is annotated as fibroleukin. Bases 342 to 1571 code for a protein of 409 amino acids. The transcript is spliced from 6 exons. The record is from RefSeq and is a predicted model, not a curated record. NCBI's taxonomy places the organism in Eukaryota, Metazoa, Chordata, Actinopteri, Siluriformes, Pangasiidae.